AAAACCCCUCUCUCACUACAAACCAGCUCUCACUCCCAACUCAAUACAUCACAGUUUCUAUCUGACCCCUUCUUCCUCCUCCUCCUCCUCCACCUCCUCCCUUUUCUCACCUUAACCUCCCCUCAACUCAAUCACAGUCGCCAGAAAAUGGGCAAAGGUGGCUCCCUGAGCGAAGGCGUGAUCAAGAAGAUCCUCCUCUCCUACACCUACGUCGCCAUAUGGAUCUUCCUCAGCUUCACCGUCAUCGUCUACAACAAGUACAUCCUCGACAAGAAGAUGUACAACUGGCCCUUCCCCAUCUCCCUCACCAUGAUCCACAUGUCCUUCUGCGCCGCCCUCGCCUUCCUCCUCGUCCGCGUCUUCAAGCUCGUCGAACCCAUCACCAUGUCACGUGACGUCUACCUCUCCUCCGUCGUCCCCAUCGGCGCCCUCUACUCCCUCUCCCUCUGGCUCUCCAACUCGGCCUACAUCUACCUCUCCGUCUCCUUCAUUCAAAUGCUCAAGGCCCUCAUGCCCGUCGCCGUCUACUCCAUCGGCGUCUCCUUCAAAAAAGAAACCUUCAAAACCGACACCAUGGUCAACAUGCUCUCCAUCUCCUUCGGCGUCGCCAUCGCCGCCUACGGAGAAGCCCGCUUCGACACGUGGGGUGUGAUCCUCCAACUCGGAGCGGUUGUCUUCGAAGCCACUAGACUUGUCUUGAUCCAAAUCCUACUCACAUCCAAAGGCAUCACGUUGAAUCCCAUAACUUCCUUGUACUAUGUUGCUCCGUGUUGCUUGGCUUUCUUGUUGGUGCCGUGGAUCUACGUGGAGUACCCGACAUUGAGAGACACGUCGAGUUUUCAUCUCGAUUAUGUGAUCUUUGGAACUAAUUCGCUCUGUGCUUUCGCGUUAAAUCUUGCUGUGUUCUUGCUCGUGGGGAAGACCUCGGCUUUGACGAUGAAUGUGGCGGGUGUGGUGAAGGAUUGGCUCUUGAUUGCGUUCUCUUGGUCUGUGAUCAAGGACACUGUGACCCCGAUCAAUCUAGUGGGUUACGGCCUUGCGUUUUUAGGGGUUGCGUAUUACAAUCACUCGAAAUUGCAGGCAUUGAAGGCCAAGGAGGCGCAGAAGAAGGUGCCGAAUGCGGAUGAGGAGGCGAAUAAUAGGCUCUUGGAGGCUGAAAGUGAUGGACGGGAAGAGAAGUGAGUCCCGGGAUUGAGUUGCAUUGUUGUUCCGAAUUGAGUUAGGAACAGAAUUUGAGUAAUGAUAAUAAGAGCAUUGUUGGGUUAGAAGGUGGAAGAGCAUAAAAUGGGUUCGAAUUGGGGAGCAAAAGGAACUUGAUUACUUUCGCUUCUUGAGAUGAAGAAUUCGGGUUUUGGUAUGUUGUUCUAGAUUUCGGUUGUUUUCUUUUUUGUUAUGCUAGCUGCUGGCUGUUUUUUUUUUAGUACUCACAUUUUAGUAUUGUUGAGGAUUUGAGAUUCACAAGUCACAACUAUUGCUUAUAGUGCCAAUCAUGUGUUUUUAGUAGAGGAAGAAUCUCAGAUGCCUUGUUUUUUGGUUCCUUUUUUCAUAUAUGUUUGUGUAGGAACUCCUUAAUCCUUGUGAAGCUUUAAUACUUAUUUAUUCAUUUU
Messenger RNA from Fragaria vesca subsp. vesca, 1607 nucleotides. Its product is annotated as probable sugar phosphate/phosphate translocator At5g25400-like. The record is from RefSeq and is a predicted model, not a curated record. The transcript has a single exon. The coding region runs from base 148 to 1182 and encodes 344 amino acids. Gene Ontology annotation, molecular function: antiporter activity. Gene Ontology annotation, cellular component: trans-Golgi network; endosome; Golgi apparatus. NCBI's taxonomy places the organism in Eukaryota, Viridiplantae, Streptophyta, Magnoliopsida, Rosales, Rosaceae.